Centruroides sculpturatus (bark scorpion) is the source of this 572-nucleotide messenger RNA. It is a transcript of the gene mRpL54, whose product is annotated as 39S ribosomal protein L54, mitochondrial-like. The transcript has 2 exons. The coding region runs from base 43 to 540 and encodes 165 amino acids. The record is from RefSeq and is a predicted model, not a curated record. Gene Ontology annotation, cellular component: mitochondrial large ribosomal subunit. Gene Ontology annotation, molecular function: structural constituent of ribosome. NCBI's taxonomy places the organism in Eukaryota, Metazoa, Arthropoda, Arachnida, Scorpiones, Buthidae.
AUUUAUGCAAACUAAAAGCCAGGUGUCGCUAUAGUAGACAAUAUGGCGAGUCGUUUGUUAUAUUUUUGUCGAAAUAGUGGUUGUAAUAAUGUUAAUCUUCUUCUUAUUUCGACAAGAACGUACGCUAAGAAACUUCCUGUCGCUCAGCUUGUGACAUCUGAACCUAAGAAAAAGAAAAGAUUCCCCGUGGAAACGGAUCCAGAAAAGUUAGUUAAUUACGUAUGUGGAAGCAACAUUUAUAAAGAAGGAGAAGAUAUAAAACUGAGCCCAGAUUCUGAAUAUCCCGAAUGGAUUUGGAAGAUGAAUUUAGGUGAAGACCCGGAAUUGGAUGAACUUGAUCCCAAUACUCUUGAAUAUUGGGAGAAACUGCAUAAAGUCAGCUUAGCCAGACAGAACAGAUUACUAAAAAUGCAGAGAUUACCUAGGUUACACGUGGGUGAAAUUGAAUUGAAAAAAUUGAAGAAAUUAAAAGAACUGCGGUUUAGAGCUUUGGCUGGUAUACAUUAUGAUCCCGGAGAGAUUAUUAAUGAAAAAAUAUAGUUUCGUUAUUAAAAAGUCUUGUUUAUUACGAA